CUCUAAAAGCCCUACUCAUUCAGAUCUCACUGGACUCAAACUUGUUGCCAUCACAAUGUCGGGUCGACUCGUUCUCCUCCUCUUCCUCUCCUCUCUCCUUCUCUUUUCUCAAUUCUCUCCGUCCUUGUCAACCGACAAGAAUGACGAUGAUCUCGACGAAGACCUUUCCUUCCUCGAACAAGACGACGUCGUCGAACCUCAGCAUUCCAAGUCGGGUCACACUUCAGAUCCGGACGAAUUCGAUGACGACGCCCUCGACGACGAUUUCGACAACCACUCCGACUUCGAUGAGCCCGACUCCGAUUACGGCAAGUAUUCGCAGCCGGAGAUCGACGAGAAGGACGUUGUCGUUUUGAAGGAGAGGAAUUUCAGUGACGUUAUUGAGAAUAAUCAGUAUGUGAUGGUUGAGUUUUACGCGCCGUGGUGCGGCCACUGCCAGGCUCUGGCCCCGGAGUACGCGGCUGCAGCGACGGAGUUGAAGGAGGAGAAGGUGGUGCUGGCGAAGGUGGAUGCAACGGAGGAGAGUGAGCUGGCUCACGAGUACGAUAUUCAGGGGUUUCCUACUGUGUACUUCUUCAUUGAUGGCGUUCACAAGCCGUAUCCUGGCCAGAGGACUAAAGAUGCCAUAAUAACUUGGAUCAAGAAGAAGAUAGGACCUGGUGUUUACAACAUAACCACAAUUGAAGAUGGCGAGCGCAUAUUGACUUCAGAAAAUAAAGUUGUUUUGGGCUUUCUUGACUCUUUGGUGGGUCCUGAGAGUGAGGAGCUUUCUGCUGCUUCAAAACUUGAAGAUGAUGUCAACUUCUACCAAACUGUGAACCCUGAUGUAGCAAAGCUUUUUCAUAUUGACCCUAAAGUUAAACGCCCUGCAUUGGUCCUGCUAAAGAAGGAGGCUGAGAAAUUGAGCCAUUUCAAUGGUAACUUCACCAAGUCUGCAAUAGCUGAGUUUGUAUUUGCUAACAAGCUUCCCUUGGUGACCACCUUUACAAGGGACAGUGCACCCUUGAUUUUUGAAAGUCCAAUUAAGAAACAGCUGUUGCUGUUUGCUACUGCAAAUGAUUCAGAAAAGGUUGUCCCAGCAUUUCAAGAAGCAGCAAAAUCUUUUAAGGGGAAGAUUAUCUUUGUAUACGUAGAAAUGGACAAUGAAGAAAUUGGAAGGCCUGUUUCAGAUUAUUUUGGGGUCACUGGGGAUGCUCCCAAAGUUCUUGCAUACACUGGAAAUGAUGAUGCAAGGAAAUUCAUAUUAGAUGGAGAAGUGACACUCGACAAAGUUAAGGCUUUUGGGGAGGAUUUCCUGGAAGACAAAGUCAAACCCUUCUUUAAAUCAGAUCCAAUUCCUGAGUCUAAUGAUGAGGAUGUGAAAAUAGUAGUCGGGGAUAACUUUGAUGAAAUUGUUUUGGAUGAAUCAAAGGAUGUUCUUCUUGAGAUCUAUGCACCAUGGUGUGGUCAUUGCCAAGCUCUUGAGCCAACAUAUAACAAGCUUGCCAAACAUCUUCGUGGCAUUGAGUCUCUUGUUAUAGCCAAAAUGGAUGGAACCACAAAUGAACACCACAGGGCAAAGUCUGAUGGGUUCCCCACACUUCUAUUCUUCCCAGCAGGAAACAAGAGUUCUGAUCCAAUAACCGUUGACACUGAUCGAACAGUGGUAGCAUUGUACAAAUUCCUGAAGAAACAUGCAUCAAUUCCUUUCAAACUCGAGAAACCAGCUUCAGCUUCAAAACCAGAGGGUUCUGACGCCAAAGAGAGCGAUGAGAGUAGCAGCCCCAGUGAUUUGAAGGAUGAAUUGUGAUGAUUGCUAUGGACUAACACCACUAAGUUAUGUGUCAUGAUAGGGAGGAAAUACUUGUAUUAGAUGAAAAUAGACAUCUGACUGGGAAGGGAUACAAAUUUCCACCCCCUCCCACGCCACCCUCUCUCUCUCUCUCUACUCUCUCUCAAGUUUUGCCUUUCUCUCGCUUCACUAGAAAUUCUGCAUGAGGAUAUAAUAAAAAUUUGCUUUCUCCUUUUCCA
Molecule: messenger RNA, 2010 nt
Organism: Vitis riparia (riverbank grape)
Lineage: Eukaryota; Viridiplantae; Streptophyta; Magnoliopsida; Vitales; Vitaceae
Product: protein disulfide isomerase-like 1-4
Exons: 12
Coding region: 56-1789 (577 amino acids)
Biological process (GO): protein folding; response to endoplasmic reticulum stress
Cellular component (GO): endoplasmic reticulum
Molecular function (GO): protein disulfide isomerase activity
Source: RefSeq, a predicted model, not a curated record